AUGAGUUCUCACAAUUGGCCUUCGGUCCAAAAUGGCCAACUUCAAUACCCACCAUUCAAUCCCAACACAGCUUCCUACGCGUCGGAAGAUACUCAAGCUUUUACUUCGGACCUCAUCGACCCUGCUCUGACCUCUCUUGCCUCCACUUACCACCUCAAUCCUGAGCAUGACAUCAAUGGUGCUGGCGGCAUGAUCGGCCUCACCCUCGACCAGUACAAGACUGGCCACCGUGCUUCAAUUGCACCUUCUCUUCCAUCAGCUACGCCUGUCAGCAACAAGCGUCAGCUUCCACAUGAUCAGAUGAUGAGCUCUCCAGAUAGUCAGUCUGGAGAGAAUGCUGGCAAUCACCAGACCCAACCCAAGAAGCGUCCUCGUAAGGGCCCCAGUGGAAAGGCAACACCCCAUAUUCCACGCUCACGAACUCUUGUCCUCGGCGAAUCUGUAUUCUCCCCUGAAGAUUUUGCUGCUGGCUUGGAGUACUUCAAGAAGAUAUCGACUGGUCAAUCGCUUGAGGAUGAUGACCUCAGCAAAAUGAGAGACUUUCUAACCUGGGGUGAAGACGAGCAACGCAAGUGGCUUGCGAAACUGUCGCCAGAGCAGUUUGGAGUCGUUCUCUUCGCAGAGAAGCAGGAUCGUGACCUCCAACAAUCUGUGGUUGCUCAACCUAACAACUCGCAUGCUAUCAAGCUUCAAAACCACGAUGCUACCUCAUCAUUUGGCAUCCAGCAGCAAGGCAAUGGUGUGCACAAUGGCGCCCAAUACCAACAUGCACAAAACAUGAUGGAUUUUAAUAAUCUGUCGAAUUUCAACCAACAAUUUUCUCCGCUUGCCCAAAAUGCCAACUUCCAGCAAAUGGCAAUGCAGAAUCCUCAUGGUCAUUCAGUUCAAUUUGGCUCACACAUUCCUACCUUCAUCGUUUGCCCCGGCGGUCAGCUCAUACCUGAGCAACAAAAUAUGUUUGGGAACAUGCCAGCUAUUCCUGGCUAUCAAUCUUCAAACAUGCAAACUUCCGGAGCUUAUAAACAGCAAAUCAUGGUCAAUGGACAGCUCAUGACUGUUAAUUUACAGCCUGCCUUUGGUGGCCACCAAGGUGGAAAUUUCAAUUCGCACCAGCUAACUCCGGGUGCUCUUGGCUAUGUCCCUCAGCAAUACGGUACAAAUGUCAACCAGACCUUCAAUUCUAUGGGUCAACAAAAUCCCACGACUACAUACUCUCUACCAUCUGGCCGCCAGCUCAACAACACCAACCAGGGUGAGAACUUCGUGCUUCCAACCUUGAGUCAUGCGGCUAGAGUUGCAGAGGCCCAGCUUAGAGCCGCCACCAUGAGACGCCAGCACGCUGACCUUCGUGCACGUGGGUUGCCAGUACCAAAUGUACCAAACCAUCCGAAGCUUCCUCCAUUGGUGAUGUCAGGUCCAGUCUUGGGAAAUCUACCAGGAGCAAUCAACAAUUUGCCUUCGGGACCACGUUCCUUCUUGGUUAACGCCUUCGAUGGUGUAAACUGGGAAAAGGAUCCUGAGAAAGAUGCUGCGGGAAAGGCUGCCAAUGGGUCGCCUCCGAACAAUUCUCUCGGUGGUCAUACGCCGACUGGCGAUGGAUUUCCCAUGAAAUUUGCAGACAUCUCGGGCCCUAAUCCGGUGUUUUUGUCCCAGACGGGUAAUGCGGUGAUGAUUGACCAUGCUGGUCGUCCAACACAGCACAGUGCAAAUCCAACCACACCUAACACACCUGUUGUACCUUUCUAUCAGGUGCAACUACCAAACUCCGCGGGACAACUGUCUAUUGGGCCAAAUGCCCAGGGCAGCACUUUACCGGCUGGCGCAGCCAAGGGCACCACCACGAAGACUUCGCCAAAAUCAAAGAAGACUACAAAGAAGAAGUCCAGUGCUGCCUCCAGCGCUGCCUCCAGUUCUGCUACUGCCAAUGUUAUAAAUGCUCUGUUUCCCACAAGCAUUCCUGUUCCAUCAGCCAGUCCGGCCAUUGUCGGUACUGCGCAGCCAAAUGCCUCAUUCCCAAUCGUUCAGAAUCUGGGAUAUUCCCAUGGAUCACAGGUCAACCCAAUUUUUCUGGACAUGCCAGCACCCGUUUCAGCCAUUACUCGUUCAGCGGUCAAGUCACUUACCACAAAGUUGACGUUUCCUCCACUUCCGUCUCCAGGGUCGUCUCCUGUGGCAAACUCUAGCUCCUCGAGCUUUGACGCAUCUGCUUCUCAAGCCUCCUCAAUGACUACUGCCCAGACAACACAGUCCACCAUUUCAUCACUGUACUUCCCAGAGAGCAAUAUGCAGAUUACCUCCACGUCAUCUGAUCUUGAGACUAGUUUUGAGUCCUCGGCAGCUCCUCCACCUGGGUCCACCGAUGAAUCCAGCAAUAUUUCCGCAUUAACGGAGAGUGAGCUGACUACUGCUGACCAUGAUGACUUUGAUGAGCUCUUCGCCUCCAUUUCAACACCGGAGCUUGAGCCUUCUGUACCCAAUGAGGCUGCCACACCUGAGGAUUCUCAACCAACCGACUUCAACAACGAUUACCUUGAUGGCUUCUUCGAUUUCCUGGACACACCCGGGAUAGCACCUUCUGGUGAAUAUGCCGGUAUCGGCGUAUAUGAGACUCAGCCAGUUAGUCUUGGCUUCGAUAUGACGGGUGGCCAGUUCGAUCCUAUGGCCGAUGUGGAUUUCACCGAUAUGGAUUUCUUCGACAUGGGUUUCGAUAAUUGGACCGACCUCGACACUGCUCAGUAA
Molecule: messenger RNA, 2739 nt
Organism: Pseudogymnoascus destructans
Lineage: Eukaryota; Fungi; Ascomycota; Leotiomycetes; Thelebolales; Thelebolaceae
Exons: 2
Coding region: 1-2739 (912 amino acids)
Source: RefSeq, a predicted model, not a curated record